AUGAAUUUUAGUAAUGACUUCAAUGUGAUAAACUCAUCUUGUUCUGCUGUCGACGGAGGUUAUUCUGAUGAUACAGAGAGUAUGGUAAAUCAUGCAAGAAGUUCACCAAUGAAUGCAAGUAUAAGUAAUACAAGUAUGGAUACUAUAGCAACAGCAGCAACAACUACAACACCGAUGAUGAGAACCAAUGAUGAUGAUGAUGAUGAUGAUGAUGAAAAAGACGAUAAUGAAAGUUUGAAUGAUACCAAUUCACAUACAACUGUAGAUGAUGACUUAAUGAACAGCUACGCCGCUUCACUAGGCAUUGAUGAUGACGAUGAUAAUGAUAAUGAUAUUAUUAGUCUGAAAGAUAACCACAAUCAUCAUUACACAUCAAAAUGUCAACGGAUUUCAAAUGAUUUCGGAUCGAAAAAAUUGGAUAAACAGGUGACCUUUCAAGAUGUCGUUGAAAUUUCAACAAUUUAUUCAAUAGUCAAUGAAUCACAGGAAUCUAUUUCACAUAAUUAUGAAGAUGAUAUUGAUGAUGAGGAAGAAGGAGAGGGAUUGAUGAGUAAAAAUGAGCACAAUGUAAAAAAGAUGUAUGAACAAAUAACUUGUAAGGAGAACAAAGUCAGAGGCAGAGAAAAAAAUCCAGAUAGUGGCCAAAUGGUUUCAGACAAAGACUUGCUAACUGUAAGUAAUGUUGAUAUGUUAAUUGAGUUCAAAUGA
This is a messenger RNA of Heterobilharzia americana, 708 nucleotides long. NCBI's taxonomy places the organism in Eukaryota, Metazoa, Platyhelminthes, Trematoda, Strigeidida, Schistosomatidae. The record is from the annotation of a GenBank genome assembly.